GCUUCCGCCUUCCGCGGUACGGGUUCUCCGGUGGAGGCGGCGAUGGCGGCGGCCUCGUCCUCCUCCUCCUCUUCUUCCUCUUCUUCCUCCUCCUCCUCCUCCUCCUCCUCCUCUUCCUCCUGCUCCUCCUCGGCGGCCGCCGCGGGUUGCCGGGAGGGCCCGGCGGUGGCGGCGGGGCCCGGCUGGAGCGACUCCCAGUUCCGCCGCUACUCCUUCGAGACGCGGCCCAUCCCGCGGCUCAGCCACAGCGACCCCCGCGCCGAGGAGCUCAUCGAGAACGAGGAGCCAGUGGUGCUGACAGAUACCAAUCUGGUUUAUCCUGCUCUGAAAUGGGACCUGGACUACCUCCAGGAAAACAUUGGCAAUGGGGACUUCUCCGUGUAUAGUGCCAGCACACACAAGUUUUUGUACUAUGAUGAGAAAAAAAUGGCCAAUUUUAAGAACUUCAAACCCAAGUCAAGUAGGGAAGAAAUGAAGUUUGCCGAGUUUGUGGACAGACUCAAAGAAAUACAGCAAAAAGGGGGUGCUGAGAGGCUAUAUCUGCAGCAAACGUUGAAUGACACAGUUGGAAGGAAAAUUGUAGUGGAUUUCCUUGGCUUCAACUGGAACUGGAUUAACAAGCAGCAAGGGAAACGUGGCUGGGGUCAACUGACUUCUAACUUGCUUCUUAUUGGCAUGGAAGGGAAUGUGACACCAGCUCAUUAUGACGAGCAACAGAACUUCUUUGCUCAGAUUAAGGGUUACAAGAGGUGUAUCCUGUUUCCUCCUGAUCAGUUUGAAUGCCUCUACCCUUAUCCUGUGCACCAUCCAUGUGACAGACAGAGCCAGGUGGACUUUGACAAUCCUGACUAUGAGAAGUUUCCAAACUUCCGGAAUGUGGUUGGCUAUGAGACAGUGGUGGGUCCUGGGGAUGUGCUGUACAUACCUAUGUACUGGUGGCACCACAUUGAGUCUCUCCUGAAUGGGGGGAUUACCAUCACUGUGAACUUCUGGUACAAGGGUGCCCCAACCCCAAAGAGAAUUGAGUAUCCCUUAAAGGCUCAUCAGAAAGUGGCAAUAAUGAGGAACAUUGAGAAGAUGCUGGGAGAAGCCUUAGGAAAUCCACAAGAGGUGGGUCCCUUGUUGAAUAUGAUGAUUAAGGGCCGGUAUGACUAAUGCCUGGUGCCCCUGGCUGAUGUUGGAGCUGCUUUGUUCACAAGCAACGGAAGAUACUGAGCGCUAGUAUUGCACGCAGCACUUAACAGACUGAUGGGUUUCCUGGCCUGUCCUGGCCCCACUACAAUAAAGGGGCUACUGGAACUGCAAAA
Molecule: messenger RNA, 1307 nt
Organism: Passer domesticus (house sparrow)
Lineage: Eukaryota; Metazoa; Chordata; Aves; Passeriformes; Passeridae
Gene: HIF1AN
Product: hypoxia inducible factor 1 subunit alpha inhibitor
Exons: 8
Coding region: 43-1155 (370 amino acids)
Biological process (GO): negative regulation of Notch signaling pathway
Cellular component (GO): cytoplasm; nucleus
Molecular function (GO): peptidyl-histidine dioxygenase activity; ankyrin repeat binding; [protein]-asparagine 3-dioxygenase activity
Source: RefSeq, a predicted model, not a curated record